AUGACUGAGCGAUGGAUCUCGCAGAAGAAGCAUUACUGCCAGAUAUGCAAUACCUGGCUCAGUGGGCACAUCGUGAACGUCAAAAAGCAUGAGCAGUCCACUCGGCAUUUAGAAAAUGCACGGCAGCAAUUGAAAGAUGCGUACCAGCGGCAUCAGGACAAGCAGAAGCAGGAAAGUUUGCUUCAGCGGGAGCUGCAGCGAAUGGAAGCUGCUGCUGCUGCUGCCAUGCGUAACGAUGAAGCUCUUGUUGCAUCUCGGAGUGGCAGGCACAGAGAGAACCUGAGAGAGACAACUAGCUGGGCGUGCGGCCCUUCACCCUACGAUCAGCUACAGGCUCAGCGGGAGGAAAAAAAUAGGAUCCAGAACUUUCACAACGAGAGGAACCCUAAAAGGCCAACUGCAACAGGUGCCAACGUUGACGGCAAUAACAGCGAUAGCACCAGCAAUAUCGCAUACAGGAGCGACUCUUGGGAAUUUGUGACAGACCAGGGACUUCCUUUUUUCCGAAAUAAACUUUCUGGAGAGGUUUCAUGGACACCACCACCUGGCGCCAGCUAUGUUGCAGCAGCUGCUGCAGCAACUGCUGCUGCCGCAGCUGUGCCCGCCGCUGUGGCAGCAGCUGCUACAAGUGCUGUUCCAGCACGCCCAGCCCUUCGGAUAAUUUCCGUCAAAAAGCCAGCAAAUAAGGAGCAGCCAGACAGGUCGGGUAUUGUCUCGUCAUCUUCUGCUGCAGCCGCGGAUGAUUCUGCAGCGCGCAGUUCUGUUGAAGCACCACGGGUUUCUAAUGCUGAGGUAGCACCGUCUGUUGAUGCCGUGCCCUCAUCCGUAGCGGGAGCUCCGCCUGGCUCUACCACUUCGACGACUGCUGCCGAUUCACCACUUGUUGCUACAACGCUGCCAGCUGCACCUGCAGGUUCACUCGCUCAUUCUGCAGCAGCACAGGCAAGUAUCAAAGCAGAAACCCGUGAUUCAUCAAGCGCUGACGGCGCAGCUUAUGGUGCUGCUUCAGCUAUUGACUUCGCCGAUGUCCCUGCUGUAUCUUCUGUCGGUUUGGUGCCUGACUUCAUUCCGUCGGGAUGCGGCGACAAGAACGAAAGCAUUCCUCCCGACUAUGUGUUGAAGAGUGGCCAUAAGGGUGUAGGCUUGUAUAGAGACCGGCCCGUGCAGCGCGAACAUAAUCGUUGCAAGGAGCGACACUUCUCAAGUGGUUCAAGGCUGCUUCAUCGCGAGCACUUGCGACAGCAGCAGGACGCACAAGAGCACCACGGUCAACAACAGCACAAGACAACAGUUCGUCUUAAGCGCACUAGAGAGGAAGAGGAGACAGCGCCGCGUGGCCCGUCAACCGGUGCCGCUGCUGCUAUAGCUGCUGCGGCAGCAGAAGCUGCGGCAGCUGCAGCAAGUCUGUGGGGAAACGACGAAGUACCAGCAACAGCGAUUUCGGAGGAGGAACGCAGCAACGAAAACAGCAUCAGAGCCGAGCCAACAGCAGCAACAGAAUCUGUGGUUCACGAAGUGCCUCAUCCUCAGGGCGUCAGAGAGAGCCUCAAUGGAGCGAUUGAAGAGGACGAGAGCCACAGCUUACUACAGGAAAAAGAAAAAACAAAAGAAGCAGCAAAUGCCCCAACAGAAGAGAAUACAGAAGCAGGUAAACAAACAAUUCCUGCUGCAGAGGGCCCCACGAUUGGCCCUUGGGUAGAAGCCAAGGAGGACGGAUGGAAUGCGAUCGCUAGCAGGCAACAGCGGGAGCAGCAACUGCUAAUGCUGCAUCAGCAGCAAGCUCAGGAGCAACAGGAAGGACAGCAGGCAGAUGAUGACGUGGCACGAUUACGGCGACUACGGGCUCAAGUGAAGCGGCACGGUAUCCACCAUGACUUUUCAUGGAGAAAGGAAGGAGAAGCGGCUUACGUAUACAACACCAACAGCAGCACCGGCGGGCAGGGCAUUGAAAUCCGCAGCCGACAACGCCCGGCGGCGUCUCGUCAACAAAUAGAACAAACAGAAGAAGCUGAGUGA
Messenger RNA from Eimeria tenella, 2016 nucleotides. Its product is annotated as ww domain U1 zinc finger domain-containing protein, putative. NCBI's taxonomy places the organism in Eukaryota, Apicomplexa, Conoidasida, Eucoccidiorida, Eimeriidae. Bases 1 to 2016 code for a protein of 671 amino acids. Gene Ontology annotation, biological process: mRNA splicing, via spliceosome. Gene Ontology annotation, cellular component: nucleus; precatalytic spliceosome. Gene Ontology annotation, molecular function: zinc ion binding; RNA binding. The transcript has 5 exons. The record is from RefSeq and is a predicted model, not a curated record.